AUGGCCGAGGACUGGGUCAUCUGGCUCCGUCAGCUGAUCCAUCGAAUACCUCAUUUGGAUUAUCAGUUCAAGAGAGUGGACAAUGUGUUUGUUUUCGACAUCCAUGACACAUAUUUCAGUGUAAGUUUUAAUAUAAACUUUUAUGUUUCUUUCAGGCAUUAACUUUGUUUUGCCUGGCGGCUUUAAUCCUCGGUCUUUUGUUUCUAUUCAUCGUUGUCAUUGUUUGGAGCAUCUCAUGUUGUACUUCCAAAGCCGCCGGCAACUACUCGAGACAAUCAAUCCGACGCCUCACAUAUACUUUAUUCAUUAUGAACAUCAUUUGUUUGUAAGUCGUUUAAUUAUUUUGUUUAAUCUUGGUUUUAGUGCCCUUCUGGCCGCUUGUCUUUAUGGCAAUGAUCACAGUAAUCGAGCGAUGAUAUCCAAGGUAGUUCCACAACUACGGGAAGUUGACAAUAAUCUGGAUGUGAGCAAACAAAAAGUAAGCGGAUCUCACUUUAAAGAUGAAUAUUCUUUAUUUUAGUUGGAUCAAUUUGAUAAAGCCAAAGAUAAUGUAAGCAGAGAUGCAUCUCAGUUGAAGUCAUUGAUCGACGAGGAAGAAAAAAAACCUGGAGUUAAUAAAACCAAAGUUUUGGAGACAAACGCGGCCUUAGAUAGGAUAGUCAACCUUUGGAAGGACCUCCAGCAAACCGUCGAGGGAACCAAAAAAGUAUUGUACGGCCUCAAGAAUCUUAAAGAUGCCGAAAAGAAAAUUGAUCGUAUGGAAUUCGAGCGGUAUGUAGUCUUGGUUCUUACAAUUUUUAUUUAUUCAAAAUACAUACUUACCGUAGUAUCUUAGAUGGAUUAUGGUGGUGACUCUCCUCUCUAUCAUGUUCGUCGUCCUCUUUGCUGGUGUUUUGGCCAUCUGCAAGAACAGUAGAACUGGAGUUGUCGCUUUCAGUGGGCUUGGAAUUGUCGUAUUCUUCUUGGCCUGGGUUAUUUUCUCGCUGGCCGCACCUUUAACAAUCGUAAGUCAUGCUCUUGAGACCGCUUAUUCUUCAGGCUUAUGCUGACUUCUGCGAAACUGGCCGUUCCUUCGUCUCAAAUUACCUUCCCGAUGGGGUUUACAAUGUCCUCAGUUAUUAUGAAAAGUGUGUGGAUGGAGGGCUGUACACUCAGAACAUUAAUGACCUUAAUAUCGACAAAAUCGAUACCCUCUUGACCGAGAUCAAGGCCCAGGACAGCCAACUCGAGAGUGCCAGCAUCGCCUUGUUUGGAGAUAACAAGCUCGUUGCGACAGUCAUCAAAGACAUCGCCGCUACCACCGACAAUGGCCUCAAGAACAUCGGGACUGUGGCCACGCUCAGUUCGUGCACUUCCAAUCACAACAGAGUUCAUCAGAUUAUUCAUGGGUUCUGCAGGGACGGAUUGUAAGUUUAAUUAGAAGUAACGAUAACUUAACUACUUUCAGUUUGGGAAAUCUGAUCUUCUUGGUGGGAAUCUUUGUCUUUGGAAUAUUCAUGGGAUUCCUUCUGAUGGUUGCUUCCAGAAGUUGGUUUGCCUUUGAGCGAAAGUAAGUUUGGCUUUCAUGAGAUUACUCUACUUUUUAGAUCUACUGAUUACACUGAGGUCAGUGAUGAGGAUCCUUUCUAUCCUCGAGCUGCCGAAAAUUCUGUCUCAGCCGACAUUUACGGUACUCAUCUCGGAAAUCCCCGCUUCCGAUACGGCGGCAAUUCAACGUAAGCUCGCUUUUUGUUAUCUAUACUCAUUUAGUGACAAUAACACCGAAUCCACUGGAACCAACAGCGGGGGUCAAGCGAUUGGAGAACAACACACGCCUCUUCUCGACCAUUCCACCUGGAGACAACACAAUGAUGUGAAUCCAUCGAGUCGGUACUGCUAG
Messenger RNA from Bursaphelenchus xylophilus (pine wood nematode), 1879 nucleotides. NCBI's taxonomy places the organism in Eukaryota, Metazoa, Nematoda, Chromadorea, Rhabditida, Aphelenchoididae. The record is from the annotation of a GenBank genome assembly.